Messenger RNA from Pongo pygmaeus (Bornean orangutan), 1342 nucleotides. It is a transcript of the gene ACADL, whose product is annotated as acyl-CoA dehydrogenase long chain. Gene Ontology annotation, cellular component: cytoplasm; mitochondrion. Gene Ontology annotation, molecular function: flavin adenine dinucleotide binding; long-chain fatty acyl-CoA dehydrogenase activity. The transcript is spliced from 11 exons. The record is from RefSeq and is a predicted model, not a curated record. Gene Ontology annotation, biological process: fatty acid beta-oxidation using acyl-CoA dehydrogenase; carnitine metabolic process, CoA-linked; long-chain fatty acid catabolic process. NCBI's taxonomy places the organism in Eukaryota, Metazoa, Chordata, Mammalia, Primates, Hominidae.
AUGGCCGCGCGCCUUUUCCGAGGGUCCCUACGCGUCCUGGGCGGCCACUGUGUGCCGCGCCCGCUGCCCGCCGCGCGAUGUUCUCAUUACGGAGGGGAAGAACGUCUAGAAACUCCUUCUGCUAAAAAAUUAACAGAUAUAGGAAUUCGAAGAAUCUUUUCUCCAGAGCAUGACAUUUUCUGGAAAAGUGUAAGGAAGUUUUUCCAAGAAGAAGUGAUUCCUCAUCACUCAGAAUGGGAGAAAGCUGGAGAAGUAAGUAGGGAGGUUUGGGAAAAAGCUGGAAAACAAGGACUGCUUGGUGUCAAUAUUGCAGAGCAUCUUGGUGGAAUUGGAGGGGAUUUGUACUCCGCAGCUAUUGUCUGGGAGAAGCAAGCUUAUUCAAAUUGUUCAGGCCCAGGUUUUAGUAUUCAUUCAGGUAUUGUCAUGUCCUAUAUUACAAACCAUGGCUCAGAAGAACAGAUUAAGCACUUUAUUCCCCAGAUGACUGCAGGCAAAUGUAUUGGUGCAACAGCAAUGACAGAGCCUGGAGCUGGAAGUGACUUACAAGGAAUAAAAACAAAUGCUAAAAAGGAUGGAAGUGACUGGAUUCUCAAUGGAAGUAAGGUGUUCAUCAGUAAUGGGUCAUUAAGUGACAUUGUGAUUGUAGCUGCAGUCACAAAUCAUGAAGCUCCCUCCCCUGCCCAUGGUAUUAGCCUUUUUCUGGUGGAAAAUGGAAUGAAAGGAUUUAUCUAGGGACGAAAGCUACAUAAAAUGGGAUUAAAAGCCCAGGUGAGUGAUAAUAUACCGCAGAACUAUUUGAAGGUACGGUUGCCAGCUAGUGCCCUACUUGGAGAAGAGAAUAAAGGCUUCUAUUACAUCAUGAAAGAGCUUCCACAGGAAAGGCUGUUAAUUGCUGAUGUGGCAAUUUCAGCUAGUGAAUUCAUGUUUGAAGAAACCAGGAACUAUGUUAAACAAAGAAAAGCUUUUGGCAAAACAGUUGCUCACCUACAGACAGUGCAACAUAAAUUAGCAGAAUUAAAAACAUAUAUAUGUGUAACCCGAGCAUUUGUGGACAACUGUCUCCAGCUGCAUGAAGCGAAACGUUUGGACUCCGCCACUGCUUGCAUGGCGAAAUAUUGGGCAUCUGAGUUACAAAAUAGUGUAGCCUAUGACUGUGUACAGCUCCAUGGAGGUUGGGGAUACAUGUGGGAGUACCCAAUUGCAAAAGCUUAUGUGGAUGCCAGAGUUCAGCCAAUCUAUGGUGGUACAAAUGAAAUAAUGAAGGAGCUGAUUGCAAGAGAGAUUGUCUUUGACAAGUAGACAUCUGCCCACAUCCUGGAAUCCUAUUACAGCUAAUCUGGUU